AUGAAUUCAAACGUUACGUCUAUCAAGUUGGUACUCCUAGGAGAAGCUGCGGUGGGGAAAUCUUCCAUUGUUUUGCGCUUUGUGUCCAAUGAUUUUGCUGAGAAUAAAGAACCCACUAUUGGAGCAGCCUUUCUAACACAGCGAGUAAAUAUGGCUGACCACACAAUAAAGUUUGAAAUCUGGGAUACUGCUGGUCAGGAAAGAUUUGCAUCGUUGGCCCCAAUGUAUUAUAGAAAUGCUCAAGCAGCUUUAGUGGUUUAUGAUGUAACAAAGCCGCAGUCAUUUAUCAAGGCUCGCCACUGGGUAAAAGAAUUACACGAACAAGCGAGCAAAGGGAUUGUAAUCGCAUUGGUUGGAAAUAAGAUGGAUUUGUUGGAAUCUGAAGAGGAUAGGAAAGUAGCCAAAGAAGAGGCUGAAAAAUUGUCACAGGAAGAGAACCUUUUAUUCUUCGAGACUAGCGCUAAGACUGGUGAUAACGUCAACGAAGUGUUCUUGGCCAUUGGAGAGAAAAUACCCUUAAAGAAGUCGGAUGGGUCCAAUACCGAUGGGUUACGUGGAACAGAAGAUGGAAGGAUCGACUUGAACAAACCCGAUGAUACCUCGAAUCCCAACUCAUGUGGUUGUUAA
This is a messenger RNA of Kluyveromyces lactis, 627 nucleotides long. RefSeq names its product Rab family GTPase VPS21 (gene VPS21). The record is from RefSeq and is a predicted model, not a curated record. The transcript has a single exon. Gene Ontology annotation, molecular function: GTPase activity; GTP binding. NCBI's taxonomy places the organism in Eukaryota, Fungi, Ascomycota, Saccharomycetes, Saccharomycetales, Saccharomycetaceae. Bases 1 to 627 code for a protein of 208 amino acids.